AUGGAAAAUAACCAUGAAAGCGGCCAACUUGGAACGCCACAACCGGAGGAAACGGAUUUCCUGUGCCCAGGAUGCGAUCUUCCGAAUUCGGCCAGCAAUAUGGUGCAGUGUGACACGUGUCAAGCUUGGUGGCACCAAACAUGUGCCGGUGUAACGGACUCCGUCGAGAAGCGACCGUGGAGCUGCAAAUUUUGUAUUCCGGCUCAGAACACACGAGCUCCCAGCACGUCCAGUUCCAAGGCUCGUCGUCGCGACCUCCAAUUGCAGCAGCUAGAGGCAAAGCGCGCACUGGAGAGUCAAGCAAGGAAGUUGAAACUGCAGGCCAAGUUAGAGGAACUUGAUGCAGAAAAAAAAUAUGUUGAUGAACGGUUCAAUCUACUCCAGGAACAAAUGGAUUCCGAUGACAGCGAGGUGCAGCAAGCAGUGCUACAGCAAGGCGUUCUUCGAAUGCAGGAUCCGAAAUCGCGCGCCAGCAUCGCGAAUCCAGGUACCGAGGCCACAGAAUCCAAUUCUAGAAGGCAAGGAGUGGAAAAGCAGCCAACAACAGAACCAGCUAGUUAUCGGCGAGCAUCGCUACCGGAUCGACAUUUUCCGAUCCCACAUUUGGUGGACAAUUCGUCUGGGUCUCAACCGGGACCAUCCAAGGAACAUCCCCCGAGUCAUCAAUCAACCAAAUCGAAGGUUCAGCUAAAUUCGACACCAAAGUUGAAUGCCGGAUGCGGUUUUCGAGGUCCAAGUGGUGCACAGCCGAAAGGUGGCAACAUCGGGACGAGGAACCAGGCGUCGUUGGGAGGUACUGGAGAGCCUUCGUUCAGCCGCCCAAUGUCGGCGAACCGUAACAGCCAUCCUCCCCCUCUCAACCCCCUCCAGCAAACACAAGGUCGCCGUUGGAGGGAUCACUGUGAACGCUCACAGAAAUCAGUUGAAGUUAUUUCCAGCAAGGAAGAUUAAAAGCAACGUAAUGACUUCUUUCGGGAGAGAAG
Messenger RNA from Uranotaenia lowii, 983 nucleotides. RefSeq lists its product as uncharacterized. The record is from RefSeq and is a predicted model, not a curated record. The coding region runs from base 1 to 951 and encodes 316 amino acids. The transcript is spliced from 3 exons. NCBI's taxonomy places the organism in Eukaryota, Metazoa, Arthropoda, Insecta, Diptera, Culicidae.